GAGUCGACUCUACAGUCUAGUGCACUUCGCGCCCUGUGUGAGGAGAUUUGAGACCGAGCCGGAGCUCUGUCAGAGAGGAGUGAGGGGGUUUGAGUGUAAUGGCGCUGUUGGGCUCCCGCACCCUGAGUAAGGACGAUGGCCGUUACCGCACACAUUUCCGUAUGAUUAACGAGCAGCAGGUGGAGGACAUCACCAUAGAUUUCUUCUACAAACCGCACACUAUUACCCUGCUGACCUGCACCGUGCUCAGCCUCAUGUACUUCGCCUUUACCAGAGACGAUGGGAAUCAAGACAGCAAUGUACGUGUAGGACUUAUUGUCAUUGUCUCAUUUUUCUCCGUCAUUAGCGUCCUCGCCUUCCCAAACGGUCCAUUUACAAGGCCACACCCCGCGAUAUGGCGAAUUGUCUUCGGUUUGAGCGUGCUCUACUUCCUGUUCCUGGUCUUCAUUAUCUUCCUGAACUGGGAGCAGGUGAAGGGACUCAUGUACUGGUUGGACCCAAACCUCCGCUACGCCAAGCGGGAGGCUGACAUCAUGGAAUAUGCUGUGAACUGUCAUGUGAUCACAUGGGAGCGAAUCCUGAGUCAUUUUGACAUCUUCGCGUUUAGCCAUUUCUGGGGUUGGGGCAUGAAGGCCUUGCUGAUCCGCAGCUACGGUCUCUGCUGGACCAUCAGCAUCACGUGGGAGCUGACUGAGCUCUUCUUCAUGCACCUCCUGCCCAACUUUGCGGAGUGCUGGUGGGAUCAGGUGAUCCUGGACAUCCUGCUCUGUAACGGCGGAGGGAUCUGGCUCGGCAUGACCGUGUGUCGCUUCCUGGAGAUGCGCACGUACCACUGGGCCAGCAUCAAGCACAUCCACACCACCACAGGGAAGAUCAAGCGCGCUGUGCUGCAGUUCACUCCGGCCAGUUGGACCUACGUGCGCUGGUUCGACCCCAAAUCCUCCUUCCAGAGAGUAGCUGGAGUUUACCUGUUUAUGAUCAUCUGGCAGUUGACGGAGCUGAACACCUUCUUCCUGAAGCACAUCUUUGUUUUCCCAGCAUGCCACGCCCUGAGCUGGGGUCGCAUCCUCUUCAUCGGCAUCAUCACCGCGCCCACAGUGAGGCAGUAUUAUGCUUAUCUCACAGAUACACAGUGUAAAAGAGUCGGGACGCAGUGCUGGGUGUUUGGAGCCAUCGCUUUCCUCGAGGCUUUAGCGUGUGUUAAAUUUGGACAGGACUUGUUCUCCAAGACGCAGAUCCUCUACGUUGUUCUGUGGCUCCUGUGUGUGGCCUUCAUCACGUUCCUGUGCCUGUACGGGAUGGUGUGGUACGCCGAGACUUACGGGCCCAGAGAGAAGAGUUUGUCAGAGUGUGAGGACAGCAUUUACUCUGAGACCGGAGACAAUGUGUCUGUGAAAGAGUCGGACUCUGUGACACGUCCCACCACCAGGAGGAGAGGGAAAGGUUCUGGAAACAACAAACCUGUCAACGGAGUGGAGAAAUAGACUCCACAAAUUCAAUCCUGCAGGAACCGAGGACGGAGAGAAAGUCAAAGUUUUGUACAAACAGCGCUGUAAAAACGUUGGAGGGAAAAUCAGGACCAAACGGCUUUGUCUUUGCUCACGGAUUUGGUCAGUGUUGAGCCACCAGGUGGCGCUACCGGUGUAACGAGGUGAAAAACAACACUGAGGUUCUUGUUGACUGAAAAACUCUUAGUUAUUUUUUUUUCCCAUGUCAGUAUUGUGUCUGUGUAUCUCGUGUCAGCGAUGCCAACAGACGCGUGUGACCGAGGUGUGUGCCGAUAUAUUCACCUUACCACACAAUCACCAUGAAUAAUCAAAUGAAUCACAGUCACGACAUACAGGGCUGUCUCACCACAAACGUUUCCUUUCAUACACAUUAAAACUUAAUUAACUCGAAAACUAAUCUGUUUAUUAUAAUAAUCAAUAUUCACAUCCUGCAUUCCAGGAACAUGGGAAUAUGGGAAUGUCCAAUCUCAUAACAUUCCAUGUAGGUAAAGAUUGGCAGGAAGUCGCAGUGUGUCCUGAAUCAUUUCUGUUACUGAGCUCGCAGACACUUGUGUACGUUCGCGUCGGCAUGAGAUCGGUUCAGUACAACAAUUCCGUCCUCACACACCUGACACACACCUUGUCGGUUGUAUCGUACGACCGAUUAUCGGCACACACCUAGAGAAGAGCACUGACCGAUCAGGCCAUUUCAGUCCUACUUUAAUGUUUGAUGAGGAUGAUGAUGAUGAUGAUGAUGAGGAUCGCUGCUAACACGUAUCUGUUACCUCCUAACCAUCGACGCCAGUAUCCACUUUUCUGUUCAUUCUUGAAACCUUUAACAUGCAGAUGUGCCUGUGUGUGUAUUUGUGUUUGUGUGUGUGUGUGUGUGUGUGUGUGUGUGUGUGUGUGUGUGUGUGUGUGUGUGUGUGUGUGUGUGUGAGAUAUCUCAUCUAUAGCCUAAUAAUAUCAGGUGUUAAUGAUGUGUUGAGUUCCAGAGUGUUUUAGAUUAGGUUAUUCGAUGUUAUUUUCCCACACGACGUCCCUGACGACAGUCCCGCUGUGGUCCAUUUUAUUACAAACAAAAAGUUUGUAACUUUUAUUCAUAAUAUUUCAGAAUAUAUUUAUGUGUAUAUAUUUCACACACACACACACACACACACACACUUGUAUUUUGUUCAAUGUUGUUUACACAAUUAGGAAUGUGCUGAUGUUAAAACUCCGUAUCAUGAUAGGAUUCGUUUAGACCAGUUCACGAUGUUAUUAGUACACACUGCCUUAGUAGAGUUUAAUACACGUGAUCUUGCCUUCAGAUUUUUGCCAAUUUAAAAUAAUAUUACUGUAUUUUUUAACUGGAUUAUCGGAGAACACACAAAUGGAUGGAUCGAUUUCCAGCUAGUGAUUCGUAUCAGAUUCAGUUUGCCAGUAAGAGUCGACUCCUUCGACCGCCAAACGACUCCUUGUCCUUUUAUUUCUAAGCCAGUGUAAGUUUAUGAUAUUUACUAUAUUGUUGAUUGUUCUUUUGUGUAACUACGGCUGAAAUCAUUUUGUGCAAUCUUAUCUGCCUUCUAAUUAUAACCAAAUAGUGAUACUCUAUAAAGAGUUGAUCUUUUUUCUUUUUGGUUCGUUAACCACGAUUUCGGAUCAAAAUGCACUUUUCUACACGUUUAUCCUCCACGCUUCGGCGGCGUCGCCGGGCCGCUCGGCACGAUCCUACUUUGACGGAGCAGAAAAGAUGAAUAAAGAAAGUUCUACACGCUUUGUGCACGAGCUCCUGCACAUGUCUAUAUUCCUAAUAACUUCCUAAUAACUUUUCAGUGUUUCUACCGGAUUUCCACGGCUGUGUGUGACGAUGUAGAUCUGUAUGUGAUUAUUUAUAGAGUCACUGCGUUUCUCAUUAAAACAACUUCAACCUGU
Molecule: messenger RNA, 3401 nt
Organism: Tachysurus fulvidraco (yellow catfish)
Lineage: Eukaryota; Metazoa; Chordata; Actinopteri; Siluriformes; Bagridae
Gene: ptdss1a
Product: phosphatidylserine synthase 1a
Exons: 13
Coding region: 99-1484 (461 amino acids)
Biological process (GO): phosphatidylserine biosynthetic process
Molecular function (GO): L-serine-phosphatidylethanolamine phosphatidyltransferase activity
Source: RefSeq, a predicted model, not a curated record